This is a messenger RNA of Macadamia integrifolia, 1299 nucleotides long. RefSeq names its product peptidyl-prolyl cis-trans isomerase FKBP16-4, chloroplastic-like. The record is from RefSeq and is a predicted model, not a curated record. The coding region runs from base 338 to 1048 and encodes 236 amino acids. Gene Ontology annotation, molecular function: peptidyl-prolyl cis-trans isomerase activity. The transcript is spliced from 10 exons. Lineage: Eukaryota; Viridiplantae; Streptophyta; Magnoliopsida; Proteales; Proteaceae.
GAAAGAAAAAAAAAAAAAAAAAAAAUGAGAGAGAGAGCUUCCAUCGUGGUUAAAGAGAUUCCUGUCUUUAUCGCAGUUGGAUAGGAGUCUAGGCCGGACGCUCAGACAGACUGGCUUCGUAUAAUGGAGAGAUAAAGGAGAUUCUCUCUCUUCAGUACAGAGAUUUUGGGAAUGUGGAUGAAAAUGGGAAUGUUAUCCGUUCCCAUGUGGCCAUUCUCUACUGUUAGUUACUUAUUAUGUUUACAAAGUUGGCCAUUCCAGCCAACAACUAAUUUCAUUGCCACCUCCAUUUGCUUUCCUCCAUUCUUACUUCUUCUUCUCAUCAUCAACUUAAGAAAUGGAAUUAUCCCUUCUUCCCUACCAACAACAACAUCCACCGUCUCUCUUCCUCACUCCCGUUUUGAAAGAACCAAUUUCUUUUUCAUUUGUAGGAAAGAGAACCUACAACGGGAAUUCAUCUAUGGUGCGUUGUUGCUGCUCCUCGUCUGAUGAUCAGCCAAUACCCAGUGCGUUGCUUCUGCCUUCUGGAGGAAGGAGGGCACUCAUGGGCUGUUUUCUUGCAGCAGCUGCUGGUAUUUAUGUUUGUGACAAGGCUGCAGCAGUUAGCACGAGUAGAAGAGCUCUUAGAGGGGCAAAAAUUCCUGAGAGUGAAUUCAAAACUCUCCCAAAUGGUCUGAAGUACUAUGAUUUAAAGGUUGGAGGAGGGCGAGAGGCUGUGAAGGGAUCACGAGUUGCAGUCCAUUACGUUGCCAAGUGGAAGGGUGUAACUUUUAUGACAAGUAGACAAGGACUUGGGGUUGGUGGUGGAACGCCUUAUGGUUUUGAUGUGGGUCAGUCUGAGAAAGGAUCUGUCCUUAAAGGAUUAGAUCUGGGUGUUGAGGGCAUGCGCGUUGGAGGUCAGAGAUUGCUGAUAGUUCCUCCAAAUUUAGCUUAUGGAAGUAAAGGGGUCCAGGAGAUUCCUCCAAAUGCCACGAUUGAGUUGGAUGUGGAGCUACUAGCUAUCAAACAAGGCCCAUUUGGGUCUGCUGUAAAGAUUGUUGAAGGAUGAUUGAGUUUAUGUUCUCACUGCUUGUUUAUCCCUGUAUCAGCUCCUUUUGACCCAUGUACAUAUUUAUUCAUUAAAGUGAUGACAGUGAAAGCUAGAUGCUCGCAAAUUCUGGCAUGUGCUGAUUGGUGCCCUUUUUCAUUUCUUGUUGUGGGCUGCAGGCAUUCUCCUUAUUUAAUUUCAGAAAUUUUGAAAGGAUGUUUAAGUCAGAAUAAAUGGAAAUUAUAUCAUAUAAUUGUUGGAUUUAAGUUCAA